CGGCAUGUAUAUACAACACAUACAUUAAGGUGGGCCCCAUGGUCAGGGCUCACCCACGGAUGUGGAUUGCGUACUGACGUCGCCAGUAGUUAGUCACUAUUGGACGAUGCUUUGUAGGCCCCACCAUGAUGUAUUUGUUUUAUACACGUCAUCCAUCCAUUUUGCCAAAUCAUUUUAUGGCACUGGCAAAAAAUAUGAGGCAAAUCCAAAUCUUAGGUGGACCACACCACAGGAAACAAUGUAAUUGAAUGCCCACCAUAAAAAACUUCUUCGGGGCACAAUUAACCCAAAAAGUUGAUGAGGUCGAUAAGGAGAACCAAACAGUGGUCAAUGACAAACUCGUCUAAUGUAUCAACAGAUUUCUAAAAACAAAAAAACUAUAUCACUUAGACCAUUAACCAAAAAGUUGGUACUGCAUGCGUCCACCCAUCCAACAAAUGGUAGUACAUCCUAUUGUUGCCUAUUCUUUCUUUCACACCUCAAUCACCUUCCAUAUGUUCUCAACCUCCAUCUUCAAAAACUAGUUUAUGACUUCAUCAUAAGUGGGAAGCUUCAACCCUGAUUGCAGCAACAGCUUCCAUCCUUGAUGCAAAGAAAUGGGCUCUUCACAAGCAUAAAAAGGUAGAGUAUUCGUCUAGAGGAAGUGAGCAGUGGUAAAACAAACAUUAUCUCUGUCUUCUUUUUUCCAAAUUCUAAUUAGAGUGGCUUGUUGCUUUCCUCUUCCCAUACUCUCUUCCAAUAAAUCAUUCACAGUUCUCUUCCCUUGUUUCUAUUACCUAAUUUUUCCACGUCAUUAGGAUUGGAACUCUUUCAACAUCGUAUAUGGCUUUUACAUAUUGUUUCUUAUCGCUAGAAUUUAUCUCCAACAAAUUCUUAAACUUCUCUGCUACAUCAUCACCUACUUGUUAACAUGCUGCUACGUUCUUCUUUGUUCUGGCAAAGUAUUGUCUCAUUUAGAAAACCCCUCCCCAAUAGCGCUUCCCACAAAAAGUUAUAUUUGAGGUGAAGGUUAAUGUUUUCAUCCACUUUUGAGCAAUAAUACCAUGUAGGAUCGUUAUCCUUAGCCUUGGACUUCUUCACCAUCUUCAAGAAUAAUCAACGCAGUCCUAAGGUAAAGACAAAAAUAAAAUCAAAAGACAUAUUAGGAAAACAAUUAUUUACCCUUAAAAUAAGCAUAGAAAAAGAAUCCUAAAGUAAAGAAAACACAAAAAUAUUGAAUAUUUUUAACUUAUUUACCCUUAUAGGGAACAAGAAAGAGAAAAGAAUCUGUAAUUAUUUUAUAUAUUUUGGUAUGUAAUUUCAUUUAGAAUCUCAAUGGAGAAAGUAAUGUUCAAUUCAAUUGACCAAUGAAAAAGAUAUGUUGAAUUCUUUUCUCCAAAAACUCCAAAACUUCUCUUAAAAAAAACAAAAGGGAGCUUUCUUAAUAUGGGUGGGCCUUACAAGUAUUUUUUUUAAAAAAGCAUAAAAUAGUUUUUUUCGGGUGAAUAAUGCAUAUUGUAGAAUCGUAUGAUUCUACUGAAUCACGCAAUUCCUAUACGAAUCUUAUGAUUCGAUUGUAAUUGCAAGUUGGGUGUACGAUUUGGGUUGUCCACCCCUGCAAUACAAUCUGAAUCAUAUGGCUCAGAUAACACUGUUUAGAUGCCUUUGUGGAUUCUGAAAUAUCUCAGGCCUUCUUUUUCCUGGAGUGGUUUUCUGUAGGAAUACGAAAUUUCAAGCCAAAAUUUAACUUGCUGAUGUAUUGCACCUUUUCCAUGUGUCUUCUGCAUAUUCUUUCAUCAGCUCUUGUAGGCUUUACGAAGUCUUGGAUGAUAUCUGUGGUUGUGCAGAGUAAAGCUAAAGAGAUGGUGAUGCUGGCGGAGAAAAUGAGGCUAAAGCUUCUUUCGGGCUUGACUGGUCAGGCCAGUGCUGCAAAUGAUGAAGAGAUGGGUUCUAAGCAAGAAAUGCAGGAUUGGCUUCUGAGCAUUGGUAUUGCAUCUCCAGUUACAAAAGAGUCUGCUGGUGCACUAUAUCAUCAGCAACUAUCCCGCCAGUUGGCAGAUUUUGUCAAAUUGCCACUAGAGAAAAAUGGAGGAAUGAUUGCAUUGAUUGACAUCUACUGUCUUUUCAAUCGCGCAAGAGGAACAGAAUUGAUUUCACCAGAGGAUUUACUACGAGCUUGUGCUGUUUGGGAGAAAUUUGAUGUGCUAGUGAUGCUUAGAAAGUUUGAUAGUGGAGUCAUGGUCAUCCAGAAUAAGUCCCACAGUGACGAGGAGGUUUUUGCGAGAAUUAAAGCCCUUGCACUGAAGCCUGACGUACUUAGAGCAGGCAUUAGUCCAAGUGAUGCUGCAAUGACAUUAGGAAUUGCACCAGCACUGGCCAAGGAACAUCUUCUAACUGCUGAAAGCCAAGGUCUUUUAUGUAGAGACAUCAGCCCUGAGGGCUUCUGCUUUUACAUUAAUCUGUUCAAAGAAAUAAAUCCAAACAACAUCUACGCGGUGAAAGAUCAUGGACUCUUCAGUUCAUGGGUUUCAGCGGUCUCGGCUACUGGGUAGGGGAUGUUUCCCUUUUUUAAUGCAUUUUUUUUUUUUCUGUGAUGAAUGGAAUCGCUGCCUGAUCACAAGUCAUGACAAGGCCAACAAUGAACGCCUGUCAUGCUGUGACGGAAGCAGAGUAGAAGCAUCUGCUUUAGAGGCUGGGGGUGUGGAUGCAUUGAGUAUUCCAGCAGUCAUGGUAACAUUACAGAUUUCCCUGUUUAUAAAUGGGAACGAAGAUGCCAAAAUUUACAUGAGGCAUGUGUAUGAGCCAGGGGAAGGCAUGUGAUCGAUGUCGGUAUUUUGGUCAUUGUAACAUUCUUGGUCAUUUUAAUAUAAUGUGCAUAUGGUCUAUUUAAACGAUUUAUAACAGUGAUGGGGUAAGUGAGGAACUA
Magnolia sinica is the source of this 2905-nucleotide messenger RNA. RefSeq names its product vacuolar protein sorting-associated protein 36-like. The transcript has 7 exons. Gene Ontology annotation, biological process: protein transport to vacuole involved in ubiquitin-dependent protein catabolic process via the multivesicular body sorting pathway. Gene Ontology annotation, molecular function: ubiquitin binding. Gene Ontology annotation, cellular component: late endosome membrane; ESCRT II complex. Bases 1734 to 2531 code for a protein of 265 amino acids. The record is from RefSeq and is a predicted model, not a curated record. Lineage: Eukaryota; Viridiplantae; Streptophyta; Magnoliopsida; Magnoliales; Magnoliaceae.